Messenger RNA from Zygotorulaspora mrakii, 1101 nucleotides. RefSeq names its product tRNA splicing endonuclease subunit SEN2 (gene SEN2). Gene Ontology annotation, molecular function: tRNA-intron lyase activity; nucleic acid binding. Gene Ontology annotation, cellular component: tRNA-intron endonuclease complex. NCBI's taxonomy places the organism in Eukaryota, Fungi, Ascomycota, Saccharomycetes, Saccharomycetales, Saccharomycetaceae. The coding region runs from base 1 to 1101 and encodes 366 amino acids. The record is from RefSeq and is a predicted model, not a curated record. The transcript has a single exon. Gene Ontology annotation, biological process: tRNA splicing, via endonucleolytic cleavage and ligation; tRNA-type intron splice site recognition and cleavage.
AUGGCCAAACUACGGCCUGCUGGAGAGCGAUAUAAAUACCCCUUGCCAAUUCAUCCCAUUGAGAACCUGCCUCAACUUAUUCCUCACAACCCUAUAUCUUGGGUACAUUGGCUAUAUUGUUACUACAAGAGCUUCAAUGGGCUACCCAAAAGGAUCUCCAUAAAGAUACUGGCUAGAAAAUACUGCCAUAUAAUAGUUGAUGAUCCAGAUGAAAUGCUGUUUCUAUGGGAGAACGGAUUUUUUGGUACAGGCCAAUUAUCAAGAAGUGAGCCUACCUGGAAAGCUCGUACAAUAGCUAGAAUGGGCGAUUUAUGCGAUGAAGUGGACCGAGGUAAAUCCAAUUUAGCAUUGGAAGAUAUUACUGACAGGAGAAGACUACAGAGGAUCGAUUUUAAAAAGAAGCGCCAGCAGUUCGAGGACCAGCUGUUGGAACUGAGGCGGAGAGGUGGGACGAUUGAAGAUGAGAGCAAGUUAGUGGCGAAAGAAAGAGAAUCUCUUCGAAGCCUCAAGGAUCAACAGUUGCUGAGCUUUAAAAAACAAAAUGAUACUCAACUGAGAAGUGAAGACAGUGAACUUAUCGACGAGAAGGGAGAACUUGUAAAUUUAGAAUCGCUAGAACUCACAUUCGUGGAAGCAUUAUUUUUAUCGUUCGCUAUACCAGUACUGGAUGUGUCACCAUACGUGUUGAUAGAACGAUUUCUAGGACCUAUCGCAACUCUUGAAUAUCGAAAUGUCUAUCCAUCGAUAAAACAAUAUGUCGCAUAUCAUCAUUACCGGUCCCAUGGGUGGUGUGUAAGAUCAGGAAUCAAAUUUGGUUGUGACUAUCUUCUUUAUAAGCGGGGUCCACCCUUUCAACAUGCUCAGUUCUGCGUCAAAGUUUUAGACGUUGACGAAACUCACGACUACACAUGGUACUCUAGUCUAGCUCGUGUUGCUGGAGGAGCCAAAAAGACUUUGGUCUUGUGUUAUGUGAAGAAUACAACUACUGAAGAGGAGAUACUUCGAUUACUGAGUAAGAAAAAUCUAACAAAGGCACUUUCCAGUUACGAAGUUAGCGAGCUUAUAUAUAGACGCUGGGUUCCUGGCAAGAACAGAGACUGA